Messenger RNA from Pocillopora damicornis (cauliflower coral), 1444 nucleotides. Its product is annotated as adrenocorticotropic hormone receptor-like. NCBI's taxonomy places the organism in Eukaryota, Metazoa, Cnidaria, Anthozoa, Scleractinia, Pocilloporidae. The record is from RefSeq and is a predicted model, not a curated record.
GCACCGUGAUUCUAAAAGAAACCAGUACACAGAGGCGUUUUAACCUUAAGAAGAAAAUUAACCAUACAUGAAAAAAUGAUGGUUUUGUACGACCUUGAAACCCAAGUAUAUGAUGAGGCUUAGUUAAUUUUUAAACCAUCGGUGAAAGACCUGAUGUAUCUAAUAUUUUAACAGUGUUUGAGCCAGACGCUCCAUGCAUCCCACUGCUUCAGCAAACCUUUCUGAUGAAAACUUUUCUUCGGAUCCAUGGUCGACCGAACUAUCAGUUGGUGAGCUUGGGAACUGGUGCAUGCCAUGUGGUUUGGUUGCCGUUGCUGCUGUAUUUGGUAAUAUGUUACUUCUUGCGUCUGUUGUGGUGUCUUCAUAGCUGCGUUACCACGUGAUAUUCUUUGUUGCUGGUUUGGCUGUUGCUGAUGUACUCGUUGGGUUGAUAUCUAUACCAAUGUGGAUGUACAUGUUGUUCUUGAGUUCGAAAGAAAGUAAUAACUCUUUGGAAAAUAUUCAGUUUAAUUCAAUUUACGACGCCUUAGAUGUUUUUGCCGCUUUGAACUCCAUUUUUCAUUUGACUGCGAUAAGCAUUGAAAGGUUCUUUGCAGCAGUUUACCCGAGGAGACAUCAGCUUCUGUAUCUCCUGUUGUCAUUGACAAUUUAGAUUACUUCAGCUCUCGUCUCAAGUUCUUUCUUUUUACCUGUCAGCAAAAUGUCUAUUGAAUUUAGUUUAUAUUUAAUCAAUCUUUUUUUCUUGUUAGCUUUGCUAACGAUCUCCGUAAGGUACACUAAAAUCUGAUUAAAAGUACGAUUUGGGAUAAGUAAAACCUACGACUCGACUUCAAAAAUAUCCUUGACCUUAUUUAUUGUCGUCAGUUUAUUUGUCAUUGCCUGGUUGCCAUUUUUCAUUGUGGGUGUUGUACUUGACUUCUACAGACACUACUGUUUCUCGUGGAGAAUAUUCUACCUAACCAAGCUUUUCCAUUUUGGAAACUCUGCGGUGAAUCCGCUGGUUUACGGCUUCAGAAUUCCUAAAUAUCGAAUGCUUUUCUUGAAAUUCCUUGACAUCAAAUACGCACCUGGACGUGAUUCCAUUGAGUUAGACAACCGCGCACUAAGAAAUUCACCGGCAAACGUGGGCAUUUUUAGUAAUGUUUCAGUUGAUAUUAAUUUCAAGAACAAACAAACACCACCAUGUCAGCAAGUUAGCUGUGUCAGGUGCUCGAGUCUUCUCGUCAUUACCAUGCAUCAGCGCGGCUAAUGAUAUCAUUCCAGGAAGGAAGUCUCAGGACAUGAUCUCGACUUCAACGCCAAGUUACAUGUUGGUUGGCCAUAAACAUAAAAAAAAAAAAUCAGUUAAAUCAUGAGGAGACAAUAUAAUGUACCUUUUUUUCGGUUAGAUCAAUUCAAUUUACCUCUUUAUACCAAAAUGAGAAUCUGUUGUACAGAUUCUCUA